AUGGCGAAUAGCGUCAUCGUUAAUUUGAAGAUUCACCAGCAAGCACCGCGCAAAGCACAACACGCAGCUGCAGCUCAAGAAGCAGAGUACGAGUCGACCAACCCCGCGUUAUCGUUCCCAUGCCUCGAUGCGUACGAAACACGAUCGGCCUCGCUCUCCAAACGCUCUCUUUCCGGCCCUGAGCCAUCGUAUACGUCUGGACACACGCUCAACUUCCGCUCGCAGCAGCCCAUUCUGCUCGACUGGGGCGGCAUUCUACCUGAGUUCAACAUAGCGUAUGAAACAUGGGGAACCCUGAACCAAGACAAAAGCAAUGCGAUCCUCUUACACACUGGACUGUCCGCGUCGAGUCAUGCCCACAGCACGGAAACAAACACGAAGCCUGGCUGGUGGGAAAAGUUUAUCGGGCCUGACAAGCCUCUUGACACCAACAAGUACUUCGUCAUUUGCACGAAUGUUAUCGGGGGAUGCUAUGGCUCGACUGGACCUUCUUCGAUUGACCCCGCGAAUGGCGAGCGAUAUGCGACACGAUUCCCGAUUCUGACCAUGGAGGACAUGGUGCGCGCGCAGUUCCGACUGCUGGACAACUUGGGCAUUCAGAAGCUAUACGCAAGUGUGGGAUCAAGCAUGGGCGGUAUGCAGAGUUUGGCAGCUGGAACUCUGUUUGCAGACCGCGUUGGUCGUCUGCAUCGCUAUGAGGCAUACGCAACGACAAGGUGGGAACCGAGACAAUUCCAUACUACCAUACAUGUCGCUAACACAGUUGCAGUGCUCAUGAUGGAUCCCAACUGGGCUCGUGGCUUUUACUACGAUGGCGUGCCUCCGCAUGGUGGCAUGAAGUUGGCUCGAGAGAUUGCUACAGUCACAUAUCGAAGUGGACCAGAAUGGGAAAUGCGAUUUGGUCGACGACGCGCGGACCCUUCACGGCCACCGGCUCUGUGCCCAGAUUUCCUCAUCGAGACAUAUCUUGAUCAUGCGGGCGAGAAGUGGUGUCUGGAGUACGACCCGAACAGCUUACUUUACGUCUCCAAAGCGAUGGAUCUCUUCGACCUGGGCCAGGAACACCGUGACCGCAUCAAUAAAGCAUAUCUGGACGGGAGCGCAAUCCAGUCCGAUACCAGCAAUGACGUUUGCAGCCUGACUCUUCCCGAUAAACCCUACGAAGAAAAAGAGCAGCCUGCAGAUUUCGACGCCAGUGCCGUUGAGGCUGACGGCAGUGAGCCGCCAGCCGAUCUAGUCGCGGGUCUCAUACCUCUCGCGAAUACCCCCGCCUUAGUCUUAGGCGUUGCAAGCGACAUUUUGUUCCCGGCAUGGCAGCAGCGUGAGAUUGCGACCACGCUGAAGCGCACGGGGAACAAAAACGUCACACACAUUGAGCUGGGAGAGGAGAAGAGCUUGUUCGGCCACGACACCUUUCUGCUCGAUCUCGAGAACGUGGGUGGAGCGGUCAAAUCCUUCCUCGGGUGA
Messenger RNA from Parastagonospora nodorum SN15, 1467 nucleotides. RefSeq lists its product as hypothetical. The transcript is spliced from 4 exons. The record is from RefSeq and is a predicted model, not a curated record. Gene Ontology annotation, biological process: L-homoserine metabolic process. Lineage: Eukaryota; Fungi; Ascomycota; Dothideomycetes; Pleosporales; Phaeosphaeriaceae. The coding region runs from base 1 to 1467 and encodes 488 amino acids. Gene Ontology annotation, molecular function: L-serine O-acetyltransferase activity; homoserine O-acetyltransferase activity.